CGCAUCCAAUGCUGGGCCCAUCUGCAGCUCCCAAAUUGUCAGGUAGCACAUUCCACAUGGCAGGAAGACAUGAUGACAAAAGGUGUUUUUCAAUCACAGAAUGUACUGAUGACACACCUUCAGAUCAAGGUGUUUGCUAUGGUGUCCGUGUAUGGGCCACCAGAUACAGAUCUGCAACAGCGCUCUUUUGAUACAUUACAUACAUGCGAGCAUCAAGGAGAUGCAGAUCUAUGCAUUGUUGAUGUGAAAGCCAUUCACUCAGUUGUUGCCAUGGUCCCU
Molecule: messenger RNA, 279 nt
Organism: Coniophora puteana RWD-64-598 SS2
Lineage: Eukaryota; Fungi; Basidiomycota; Agaricomycetes; Boletales; Coniophoraceae
Exons: 2
Source: RefSeq, a predicted model, not a curated record